Messenger RNA from Clunio marinus, 306 nucleotides. The record is from the annotation of a GenBank genome assembly. Lineage: Eukaryota; Metazoa; Arthropoda; Insecta; Diptera; Chironomidae.
AUGUUUGAUAUGAGUGUAAUUUGCAAGCAAGUCAAUAAAUAUGAAGCUUCAGUAAACAUGAGACAACUUUUGCUUACGAUUUGUGAGGCAACAAAAAGAAGUAGGAUAGCUAUCAUUGCUUUUACACUAAUCGAUGCAAAUUAUAUCGCAUACUUAACUUUUCGUAGCUAUUCUCAAGCUUCAAUUACCGAGAAACUAUUCUUACUAAUAAAUCCUCAACAACAAUCACUCAUAAAAUGUUUAAAAUUGUUCUGCAUUUUCAUUUACGAAGAAGAAUCAAAUCUCAACUCUGAACAUAGCAGUUGA